GGGUUCGUAGAUUGAGUCUAUAGGUUUGUCAGUCAGGGGUCAGAGUCUACGUGGUGAGGUCUGGAACCACUAACCCGAUUGUACACUUAUCACCAUGGUUGGGACCCCUAGUGGGUUAGAGACUAGCCCCUUUAGUAAGGAGCAACAAGAAAAGAUGGCCGCCUUAGUCCAAGAGAAUAGGGAGAGGAAAGAACGUGAGAAGCAAGCGAAGCUAAAGGCUAUCGCAGAUGAGCAGGCGGCAAGGUUGGAGGAGGAGAUAAAGAGAGUACAACAAGAGGAGGAAGAAAGAAGAAAAGUUGUUAAAGCAGAAGCGGCAGCAGAAGAAGAGAAAGAGAGAAUGAGGAUUGAGAGUGGAGAAGGGAGCAGUGGUGGCACGAUGAAGUGGGAGACAGAUACUGAGCUGGAGAAGAAGAUCAGCGAAUGGGUCGCUAAUUUAUCGUUGGGGGAAGACGAGGAGGCGGAGUCAUAUGUGACUAAGGAUGAGAAGGCUGCACGGGCCGCUGAGCUAGCGACCAUGACGGACCCGAUGGAACGAAGAGAGAGGGAAGACGAGCAAAAGUUAGCAUGGAAGCUGAGAAUGAAGAGGGAGAAGAAGAGGAGGAGAGAGGAAGUGAAUAAGAUGACCGCAACAGUGGCAAAGGUGCAGGAGUGUAGAGCGGAGGUGCUGGCCCAGCCAGAUGAUAAGGCCAAGUGGGACAAGGUACUGGGCUAUCUAGAGGUGUUGAGCAAGACCUGGAUGGAGGAGCGCCAGGCAAGCUGGAGCCAAGAUGCAGCGUUGAGUGCCAUGCGGUCCGGUUUCGGAGAUUUUGCGCGCGAAAUCGUCACCCACAUUGGGGGCGAAGUCAAACAGUUGAGGGACAAUGUAGGGAAGUUUUGUGAGGGUGUCAUUCAGGGUGCCAAAGCUGCAGCUGCUGUAGAAGGAGAGGCCAGACCCCGUAAGGACCCAGUGAAACUUAAGUUCCCAGAUGCGUACGGGGGAAAAAAGGAAGAAAACUUUGACAACUGGGAAGCCAGUGUCAAUAGUUAUAUUUACUUGCAGCACAUCCUGAUUGAGGAACAAGUCCUCGUGGCCUUUCAGGCCCUCAAAGAUGACGCGGCUAGUUUCGCUAGGUCUCUUGCGCGUACAGCCGGUUGUGAAAACAACCUGGUUGCAUAUUCCAAAGUCACCCCUCUUUCCCAAUUCCUCAAGCUCCUCAAGGAGCGUUUCACUGACCCAACGCGAGGCAUAAGAGCCUCUGACAAGCUCCAAACGAUCCACUCACGACAAUGGAGGAGUGCCAAGGCACUCAAGGGUACCAUGGACGACUUGGUAGCCGUCCCGGACCAUGGGGUCACUGAGCCCCAGCUGGUCCAGUUGUUUUAUCGUGCCAUUCCAGAGGCCCUACGCGGGCAUUUCUUUGACAAAUCUCAGCAGGCCGGCAUCACUUACGAUGCAUUGAGUCAGAAGUCGUCCUGUGUGACAGAAGAGUUAAAGGAGAGGAUGCCAGCCUGGGCCAAACUGAAGAAGGAGAGUAAAGGACAGCUGAUUUUGGUAGAUGUAGAGGUGUUUAGGAGUAGGGUAGGGGCCCUUAUAGACUCAGGGGCUACCCGUAGUUACAUUAGCCGUAGGGCGCUGAAGAAGCUGAGGCUAGGACUAAAGGUCCAGAAGCUAGUAGACCCCAUAGUCUUGGAGAAGCUUAGAAAGGCUAACUUCAAGAUCAAUGCGAAGAAGUGCAAGUGGGCCAAGAUGCAAGUCUUGUACUUGGGCCACGUAUUGGACGGAGAUGGCGUUAAGCCAGAGGACAGCAAGAUCGCGGCGAUUAGAGACUGGCCGACGCCCCGCACAUUAACAGAGUUGCGGUCGUUUCUAGGCUUAGCUAACUAUUAUAAAAAGUUUGUGAGGAACUUCUCCACUAUCGCCGCCCCCUUGCGCAGACUGCUAAAGAAAGAGGCAAUCUGGCAAUGGGAUAAAAAUUGUACGUCCUCGCUCAAGAAGUUAAAGCGCGCAUUAAUAGAAUAUUUUGUCCUCAAAGUAGCAGAUCCGUCCUUGCCAUUUGUCGUUACCACGGACGAAAGUCAAUAUGGGAUAGGCACCGUGUUGCAGCAAGACGACGGCAAUGGUUAUAGACCCGUAGAGUUCAUGUCAGCGAGGAUGCCCUGUGAAAAGGUCGCUACCUCCACGUACGAGAGAGAACUCUACGCUCUCAGGCAGGCUUUAGACCAUUGGAAACACUACCUGCUUGGGAGGCACUUCAAAGUCUAUUCGGACCAUGAAACGCUUAGAUGGUUCAAGACCCAGGCCAAGAUGACACCUUAGUUGACCAGGUGGGCCGCCGAGAUAGACCAAUUCGACUUUGAGCUCAAGCCAGUGAA
Molecule: messenger RNA, 2352 nt
Organism: Chara braunii
Lineage: Eukaryota; Viridiplantae; Streptophyta; Charophyceae; Charales; Characeae
Source: the annotation of a GenBank genome assembly